AUGUCGGAAUCUUUGGACGAGGCGGCAUGCCGCGACGACAACAAUAACGACAGCAACAGUCACGACAAGAACAAGAAGACCGGGACGGAAGAGGGAAAACGAGAAGAGAAAUACAGUCUCCGUCCUCGUUCCACGUUGACGAUGAGGAUCACGGCGUCGAACGGGCGACGAAAGCGAUCGCGCCCCUCCCACCCGAGUCCUUCGGAAGACCCCGAACCGGAACCGCAACCGGACGGCGAAGACGAAUUCGGAGAAGAGAAGACGAGAAAGAGUAAACCGGCGCCUCUGAGUAAAUACCGCCGGAAGAACGCGAACGCCCGAGAGAGACACCGGAUGAAGGAGAUCAACGACGCGUUCGAGACGCUGAGACGCGCCAUCCCCCCGUUCCCGACCGACAACGGACGAGGGAACCUGACCAAGAUCACGACGUUGAGACUGGCCAUCAACUACAUCAAAGCGCUGAACGAAGUCCUUCAUUCCCCGCCGUCUUCUCUCUGCCUCUCCGUGCCCGAGGAGGAGCCUCCCCUCUCUCUCCAUUCCGCCGUCUCCCCGGUCGCAACGGCGGCGACGAACGCGACGACGACGAUCAAACUUCCCCCCGUGGAAAGUCUGUUUCUCGCCAAAUACCCGCCCUCGUCGAUGGACAAAGACGGCUCGAAUUCGGACCCGUUGUCUCUGUCAGUGUUCGACGACGACUCCAUCAUCCCGUCCUUGCCGAUGGACGAGUCGUCGUUCAACAUCCUCUUGGAAUCCGACGGAGAAAGCCUGGUAUUUGGCUCGGAUUUGAGUGACCAGGCCACGACUCCCUGA
Molecule: messenger RNA, 810 nt
Organism: Darwinula stevensoni
Lineage: Eukaryota; Metazoa; Arthropoda; Ostracoda; Podocopida; Darwinulidae
Source: the annotation of a GenBank genome assembly